UUUGAGUCAUAACAUCAGAACAUAUUCUCCAUGUAAAACCCACUUCUUUGUAAAGAUCCGCCUAAAAUUCGUUCCAUUCUAAGAAAUAACAUCAUUUACUUUAACAGCCUAUAUUAAUAUGAAGACAAAUAAAUAUAUAUUUGUUUUUCGAAAUAAACAAAAUUAAAAUAAUGGACUGAUUUAAUAUUAUAUACCUUUGAUAUCCUCACAAGCCAUAAGUCCAUUAGAAAUAAAAACAAAUUUAGUUAACUUCGCAUCGUUGUACGUUAAAGAUCUUCGAAAAAUAUAUUUUGAAAAUUUUUAUUCUUAAUUAAUUUGUACAAAAAAAAAAAACAACUAAGCAACCAUGAGUCGUGCCAUCUUGGGUAUUGUUAUUGGUAUUUUAAGUUCUAUACUCUAUAUCCUGGGUGCUGGUUACUGUAUUUACGCCAUAACCAAAUCUGCAGACUUUAAAAGCGGUAUAUUGGUUGAUGUUCCUGAGGAAAAAAUUGAUAUGGGCACCAGUAUUUCUACGCUAAUUGCAUGCUUAAUUAUGACAAUUAUAUCGAUUCUUUUAAUACUGGGCAUAACAAAGAAACGUCAUCUGUUUAUGGCUCCCUGGGUUUAUCUUUCUAUAGCUGGUAUAAUAUUGAAUGUUAUACUUAUACUUAUCAGUGCUUUUGAUUCACAAAAACACUCAAAUUUGGUAUUCAAUAUCAUUGUUGUCGCUAUUCAGAUAUUGAUUUGGUAUCCCAUCUAUACACUCUACAAAGAGAUGAGAAUUAAGAAACGUAUAGGUUUCGAACAAGAAGAACAAAAUGUCAUUGUCACUGCCACUACAAAUCCGGUCGAUACAAAUUACACUCAAGUGCCGCAAAAUAAUAUUUAGAUGAAUAAUCUGGAUGGACUCGUUUGAGUACGUUAUUAUUAAAUAAGUAUAAAUAUUUAGAAGAUAAUAUGUUUAUUAUUGAAAUAAAAUAUAUAGAUAAAGACAAAAUAA
Lucilia cuprina (Australian sheep blowfly) is the source of this 979-nucleotide messenger RNA. RefSeq lists its product as uncharacterized. Bases 347 to 868 code for a protein of 173 amino acids. The record is from RefSeq and is a predicted model, not a curated record. NCBI's taxonomy places the organism in Eukaryota, Metazoa, Arthropoda, Insecta, Diptera, Calliphoridae. The transcript has 4 exons.